AUGGAUAAUGGAGCUAGUGAACUUAUUGAUCUGGUGAUUCGUAGCGUACAGCGCGGUGGCUGGCGUCCAGGAAAUACUGUGACGCAGUACAAGGAGUAUGAACGAUCUUGUCAAGCUGACGGCCGUGAAACAUUAGCUUGGAAUGAUUCCAAGGCUGCAUUAACGUGUGUUGUAAAUCCAACUAAUCCAACUGGUGAUUACAUGGACGUGGAGGAAAUGAAACAGUACAUUGCAACUAAUUGCCCUGAUAACCACACGAUCAUUAUUGAUGAAAGCAUGCAACCAUGGGUUGGACCAAAAUGGCGCGAAGAUUCGAAACCCGUCAUAUUAAUUGUUGUGGCCCCUACAUCCGAGCACGCUGCUGAGAUCAAGCGCAAGCAGGUGCCAUGGUCAGUUAAUUCCAUGGCUUUGGCCUUUGUAUCUGCUGUAGUCAAGGAUGACGCUUACCUUCAGAAGACGUGGGAUGUUACGCCCAAGUGGCGUCUACACGCGAUUGAGCAGCUGACUAAACGCUUUCCAAACUGGGAAUUCUUUGGCAAACCCUUCUUAUCAUGGAUCUGGUUGAAUACCAAGUCGGCUGACAUAAGCGAAAAAGCCUGUAAGUUGGCCAAGGAGCAUGGCGUACCUGUUCGCAGUGGUAAACCCGGCUACAACCUUCCUACUUUCGUACGCAUCGCUGUCCGUAGUCCAGACCAGACGGCUGUGCUACUCAAAGCUUGGAAGCAACUUGAGUAA
Molecule: messenger RNA, 735 nt
Organism: Peronospora belbahrii
Lineage: Eukaryota; Oomycota; Peronosporomycetes; Peronosporales; Peronosporaceae
Source: the annotation of a GenBank genome assembly